AUGUCUUCACACAGUGUGGAAGAGUUGAAGUCCACCAGCGACACGAUUUCACCUACAACAGAAAAGGAAGAAUUAGAGUUGAACCCAGCUCCUGAUGGAGGAUUUCGAGCAUGGCUUGUUGCUGCAGGUGGAUCUUGUAUCUUCUUCGCUGCGCUGGGAUUUGCGAACUCGUUCGGAGUUUUCGAGGAGUAUUAUCUUACACACCAGCUCAAAGGCCAAUCUACAGACAAAAUUGCCUGGAUUGGUUCAGUGGCAUCUUGUUUUCAGUUUACCGCUGGGGCAAUUGGUGGUCCGUUAUUCGACCGAUUCGGUGCAUGGGUGAUUCGCCCCUGUGCCGUUCUUUAUAUUUUUUCGAUCAUGAUGACAAGCCUUUGUAAAGAAUACUGGCAAUUUAUGCUAGCUCAAGGUGUUCUCAUGGGAAUUUCCAUGGGCUUGAUUCAGUUUCCGGCCAUGGCAGCCGUCAUACAAUUUUUUGACAAGAAACGUGCUGCUGCUCUCGGAGUGGUAGUAGCAGGAUCAUCCAUCGGUGGUGUCGUAAUGCCUAUAGCCAUGUCAAAGAUGCUGAAUGGCACUUCACUAGGCUUUGGAUGGUCCGUUAGAAUUAUUGGAUUCAUUUUGAUUCCUCUACUGGGCUUCUCUUGCAUCGCUGUCACUUCUCGGUUGCCGCCCCGCCAAUCAGCCUUUUUCAUGAUUGAGCCAUUCAAAGACCCUAGAUUCAACCUUGUGAUCGGCGCUUUAUUUUUCAUGUUCAUUGGCAUGCUUGCUCCAUUGUUUUAUAUCCCGACAUAUGCAGUUAGCCGAGGUAUGGAUUCGACAAUGGCCUCUUAUCUCCUUGCAAUUCUCAACGCAGCGUCAACAUUCGGCAGAAUUAUCCCUGGUGUACUGGCCGACAAGUUUGGUCGGUUGAAUGUCUUCACUAUUGGCGGAAUUGUGACAGGAAUUGUGAUAUUCUGUCUGAAUUUGCCAACAUCCACCGCCGCAUUGGUCGUCUACUCAAUUGCUGUCGGAUUUUCAUCAGGGACGAUCAUUUCUGGAGCAUCUUCUGCCUUCACAGUUUGCAUCAAAAGACUUCAAGAUGCAGGAACAUAUCUAGGAAUGGGCAUUGCAGUUGCAUCUGUCGCAGCGCUGAUCGGACCUCCAAUCAAUGGCGCACUUAUCAGUCAUUACGGCGGAUAUGCUCAGAUGUCAUACUUUAGCGGCGCAAUGACAAUUGUUGGUGGAUUACUUGCUCUCGGGGCCAAGGCCACAACACCUGAAGGUAUUUUCGGGAAAAUUUGA
Penicillium macrosclerotiorum is the source of this 1278-nucleotide messenger RNA. RefSeq names its product MCT family MFS transporter. Gene Ontology annotation, biological process: transmembrane transport. The record is from RefSeq and is a predicted model, not a curated record. NCBI's taxonomy places the organism in Eukaryota, Fungi, Ascomycota, Eurotiomycetes, Eurotiales, Aspergillaceae. Gene Ontology annotation, molecular function: transmembrane transporter activity. Bases 1 to 1278 code for a protein of 425 amino acids. The transcript has 2 exons. Gene Ontology annotation, cellular component: fungal-type vacuole membrane.